This is a messenger RNA of Alosa alosa (allis shad), 1582 nucleotides long. RefSeq names its product kelch domain-containing protein 1. The transcript is spliced from 13 exons. Gene Ontology annotation, molecular function: protein binding. The record is from RefSeq and is a predicted model, not a curated record. NCBI's taxonomy places the organism in Eukaryota, Metazoa, Chordata, Actinopteri, Clupeiformes, Clupeidae. The coding region runs from base 108 to 1283 and encodes 391 amino acids.
UCCUCCUCUUAUUUGUUUCGACCUGUCAAAUCGUUCGCUGCAUUUGAUGACUGAAAACAAAUUCUUAUUCAUGGGAUAUAACAGAAUUAUAAUUUGAAAUUUAGCUUAUGGAGCCGCAAAGUGAAUAUCGUGAGGAACUCGUGGCCCGUGAAAGAAGUGGACACACAACUGUUGUAGAGGGCAAUUUCCUCUACGUUUGGGGGGGAUACGUGUCAAUUGCUGAACAUGAAAUCUUCCUCCCAAACGAUGAGAUCUGGUUAUAUGACUUGGACAGUGGUGUUUGGGAAAUUGCCUCCAUGGCUGGAGAGAUCCCACCAUCCAUGUCAGGCAUGUGUGGAUGCUCACUCAGUGGCGAAAUGUUCAUAUUUGGAGGUUGUGGUGAUCAUGGCCAGACAAAUGAGCUUUACUCUGUAAACCUCUUGGAUAAAAAAUACACAUGGAGGAAGAGGAAACAUGAAACGGGGUCAGUGCCAUCGCCCCGAGAUAAACUGUCCUGUUGGGUUCAUCAAGACAGGACAAUCUACUUUGGUGGUUAUGGUCACAAACUCCUUAGUGAGCUCACCAACUCCAGAAACUUUAUUGUAGAUGAGGCAUCAUGGAUGGAGGAUGUAUUUUGGGGAUGGAAUAAUGAAGUUCAUGUGUUUGAUCCACGAACAAACAGCUGGAGUCAACCACGCACCUUUGGUCAUCUUCCUGCUCCAAGAGCAGCCCAUGCGAGUGCUAUUCUGGGAAACAGGGGAUACAUCUGUGGAGGCAGAGUCAUGGAGACUCGAACAAGUGAUGUCUUCUGCCUAGAUCUGAAAUCCUGGACAUGGUCUGAAAUCACUCCUAUCUCUGCUCUUCCUGUGGGGCGCUCAUGGCAUACCCUCACAGCCAUAUCAGACACAUCACUGUUCCUUUUUGGGGGACUAAGUGAUGACUGCAAACCCAUGAGUGAUGGCUGGGUGUUUGACGUUGAGACGAAAAAAUGGAAGGAACUGGAUCACCCUUACAAGGACAAGCCAAGGCUAUGGCAUACUGCAUGCUUGGGCAGGGACUCUGACGUCGUUGUAUUUGGAGGAAGUCGUGACUACAUCCUUCUUGUUGACACUGGCCAUUGCAAUGAUGCAUUAAUUUUCCAAACCCAGCCCUAUCCCCUUCUAAGGUUAUGUGAAGACUUCAUUGCUGGAAAGUCUACAGUGUUUCAGAAAGAACUUCCCUGUUUGCCAAGAAAACUGAGGGGGGCUGUAGAAAAACGGACUUCUUUUUUUAGACCAGCAAGUAAAUUACCAGAUCAGAUGUGAGCUUUACCUCAGGCACCUCCUUUUCAGCUAAAUGUGUGUACAGACGAGACCAUGUCCGUCACACUAAUCAACUCGGAGACUAGUCUCCUCAAGUACUGCUCUGAAACCUAUAUCCUCAAAAGAUGCACAUAUCAUAUGAGUUGUGUAUGGUUUCAGCAUUUUAAAAUGUUUACUAUUUAUUUUAUACAUUCUACUUUUAGCUGAAUAAGUGAUCAAGGGUAUUUCAUGAAGGACCCUUUAUUUCAUAUCAUGUCCAAAAUGAUUAUACAUUGGAAUAAAUAACUUUUAUUUUUGUGGAA